CGGCGCUGGCGGUGCGGGAAGCGGCGGGGCGGCGGCGAGGCUGAGGCGGCCGGCGCGGGGCGCGGGCGGCGCGGCCAUGGGCUCGCAGGGCAGCCCGGUGAAGAGCUACGACUACCUGCUCAAGUUCCUGCUGGUGGGCGACAGCGACGUGGGCAAGGGCGAGAUCCUGGAGAGCCUGCAGGACGGCGCGGCCGAGUCCCCGUACGCCUACAGUAACGGGAUCGACUACAAGACCACCACCAUCCUGCUGGACGGCCGGCGCGUGAAGCUGGAGCUCUGGGACACGUCGGGCCAGGGCCGGUUCUGCACCAUCUUCAGGUCCUACUCCAGAGGCGCCCAGGGGAUCCUUCUGGUGUAUGACAUCACCAACCGCUGGUCCUUUGACGGCAUCGACCGCUGGAUCAAGGAGAUCGAUGAGCACGCACCCGGAGUGCCCCGGAUCUUGGUUGGAAACCGGCUGCACCUGGCCUUCAAGCGGCAGGUCCCGACGGAGCAGGCCCGCGCGUAUGCAGAGAAGAACUGCAUGACCUUCUUUGAGGUCAGCCCCCUGUGCAACUUCAAUGUCAUCGAGUCCUUCACGGAGCUGUCCCGCAUCGUGCUCAUGCGGCAUGGCAUGGAGAAGAUCUGGAGGCCCAACCGAGUGUUCAGCCUGCAGGACCUCUGCUGCCGGGCCAUCGUCUCCUGCACCCCCGUGCACCUCAUCGACAAGCUCCCACUGCCCGUUACCAUCAAGAGCCACCUCAAGUCCUUCUCGAUGGCCAACGGCAUGAACGCGGUCAUGAUGCACGGCCGCUCCUACUCCCUGGCCAGCGGGGCCGGGGGCGGCGGCAGCAAGGGCAACAGCCUCAAGAGGUCCAAGUCCAUCCGCCCGCCCCAGAGCCCCCCCCAGAACUGCUCGCGGAGUAACUGCAAGAUCUCCUAGCAGGGACGGGCAGAGCCGCCUGUGCAGAUGCUGGGAGGGCUCGAGCUGGACGCUCCUGGCUGGAUGCCGGGCCAGUGCCACCUGCGUGGAGACUGGCCACACCAGCUGCCUCAAAAGCACUGGGCUUUCCUCACACCUGAGCCGGGUGCGAGGAGCAGCAUGCACGGAGCACGUGCGGCAGGCGGGAGGAGGGGGCGCGGCUGGGCUGCUGGUGCUUCUUGGGGUGAAACAAGCCGGGCCUCCCCAGCUGCCUGGGCUCGACCGGCGGAGAGCCUGGCUCGCCUUUCUUAUUUAUAUAGAGAACACUUCACCUUUUUUGUACAUUUUAAGGGGCCUUCAGGGAAGCCUGGGUGUGGCCCCAUGGUGUGCUGGUGACUUCGUGGCCACGCCAGCUGUGGGGGCGCACUUGGGACGCCUCGGGAGGGGAUUCGCAGCAGCGAUGGUCAAAGCGUCCUGUGAAUCCGUGCGCUGCGAGUGGCAGGGCUGCCCAGAGGCCGGGGGAGCAGACGGGGCCGGUGCUUCCUCUGGAAGCUCGGGUGACCUCAGUGGUCACUGUGCUGGCAACGGAUGGAGGGUGUGGUCCUGUGGUCAGAGCCCAAGCAGCACUCAGGAGAGAGGAGAAACGAGGUGCGCCUGGGAGCCCAUACUUUUGUUGUUCCCCAAAUCCCUCCCCACAUGGGACUGAGAACCUUCCUGCUGUGAUGUGACCCCUUCGGGGACAUUGACCACUCAAAACUCAGAUCAUCAUCUCUCCCACCCUGGAGAGUGCAGAGCUAUCUGUAGUCUUACGAAUAUUCGAUGGGCGGUGGCAUCCGGACCCCGGGCACCUGUGUGCAACCUCCUGUUCUCGGCAGCUUCUGUCGCUGGCCCUGGGGUCCCCACAGCUGCAGCUCUCCUGUGAGGUCGCACGGCGUCAGAACCAUCCUGACCUUUUUAGGGACGUGCCUGGAACCACCUCAUCCACGUCCACGUCCACCUGGGGACCUCGGGAGCCUAGGCCCCUCCUCGAAGGCCCACCAGCCCGGCACUCGUGCUGAGCCCCAGGCACGCAGGGCCGGCCACCUCUCUCCUGCAGCCAUUGGCCGCUCCUCCACCCAGUGCUUCUGCCCACGCCUGCCCCAGCAGCCCCUCUGCAGGGUAGCAGUUGCCUGGGCCUACCCACAGCACUGGUGCUCACCUCUACCUCCUGCCCUCGGGCCACACAGCACGGCAUGGCCAGCACGCAGAAGGAGCCCUCCCGGGACCCAGGACCCCCGUGGUGGACUCCACGGCGCACGCUUCCCAAGGUGGUCCCAUGGAGGGUGCUACUGGGCACCAGUGGACUCGCCCCAUGGCCCAUUCCCGGGAGAUGAGGGCCGUGGCCUGCAUGAGCUGCCAGAUGAGUAAGGGAACCCCAGCCAGGCGGCCCUGCCACAGUCCCCAAAGACACUGGCCUCCUGCUCCAGCCUCCCUGUCCUGGCCCCACCUGCCCUGUUGCUGCCAGCAGGGCCCUUGUUUGGGAUUAUGAACAAACCACACAGACUUCGAGGACCUACACGGUCCUACAUUCACGGCAUCAACACUACCCGCACUGCUGUUAGACACUCCACCAUUCCUGGUUCUUUCCGAACCGUUCUUUGUACAGUAAAUGGAAUUCGGCUGUG
Molecule: messenger RNA, 2565 nt
Organism: Cercocebus atys (sooty mangabey)
Lineage: Eukaryota; Metazoa; Chordata; Mammalia; Primates; Cercopithecidae
Gene: RAB40C
Product: RAB40C, member RAS oncogene family
Exons: 7
Coding region: 77-922 (281 amino acids)
Biological process (GO): intracellular signal transduction; protein localization to plasma membrane
Cellular component (GO): synaptic vesicle; plasma membrane; endosome
Molecular function (GO): GTPase activity; GTP binding
Source: RefSeq, a predicted model, not a curated record